Penicillium samsonianum is the source of this 2250-nucleotide messenger RNA. Its product is annotated as Ribosomal RNA large subunit methyltransferase E. The coding region runs from base 130 to 2250 and encodes 706 amino acids. The transcript is spliced from 8 exons. Gene Ontology annotation, biological process: RNA methylation. The record is from RefSeq and is a predicted model, not a curated record. Gene Ontology annotation, cellular component: mitochondrion. Lineage: Eukaryota; Fungi; Ascomycota; Eurotiomycetes; Eurotiales; Aspergillaceae. Gene Ontology annotation, molecular function: rRNA (uridine-2'-O-ribose)-methyltransferase activity.
CAAGCAUUGGAUAUAAAACAACAUAUCUUACCUACGUAUUUAUUUUGCUCUGCACAGGUAUUAUUUAAUUCAUAGGCCCUUCCGUUCCAUUUUCUUAUAUCGAACUGUCUUUUUCUGGACACUGUCGUCAUGGCAAUGGCCGAAGACGCAUCCGCCUUAGAUUUUGAAAUGUCCAUGAGGACUAUGCGUCUGGAGAAGGAGUAUGAGAAGACUCUUUCGGAUUCCGCUCGUCUUCUGGAUGGCGAGAGGGACCGCGUACGACGCAUGGAGCUCUUGCUCUUGAAAUUCGAGAACGAAGCUCUGCGAUCACAGUUGGAGGAAGCAAAUGGGCAUCUUUUGGGAUUCACAAGUGCUGAUUCAGAGGCAUGUGCUCAACUUCAGGAGGCUUGCCAGGAAAUUGAUCAUUUGGAGCUUCAAGCACAGGCAUCCUCGAGUGAGAUUAACCGACUCAAAGAAGAACUCUCGGCCCAGAAAAAUAAUUCGACCAGUUACAAUACUGUCCUUGCAGAGAAACUUCAUCUCUCCAGAGAUCUUUCAACUCUACAAUCAGAACUUGAGCGGCUCAGAGCGCAAAACGCAUCAUAUCAAACCAUCAUUUCCGAGAAACAUGAGAUGGAACGGCAAAUAAACUCUCUAGAGCUUCAACUUGACAAUGAAAAACAUGCCCAUGAACGUACUCAGGCCAAGGGAUCGCAGCAAAUGAAAGAGAUUACCCAGCUCUCUGCUCGAGUUGAAGAGUUGCGGAAUGAGCUAGCGGGAGAAUUGCGAGCCAAACAGCAGCAGGAACGGGACUACAACCAUCAGAACUCGGCAUGGGCCAAUCAGCGGGCGACGUUUGAAGGAAAGAUUGAUUCGCUCAAACAACAAUUGCGGUCAGCCAAGGACAAGCUCCAGGAAGCCCAAAUUGAAAUUCAGCAGCGACGCAGCCUCAAAUCACACGCAGAAAAUGACUCUGAAUCCGGUUCUCGGACAGUCCCGCUUCAGCGCCCUGGCCCGAGUGGCCAUGCCGGCGUGACGAUUGCAACCCCUGGGGCUGUUCGUGUACAAGAGAAACUGAAGAGGGAUUCAGCCGUGCCUGGUGAUAAGUCGGCGUUUUCCAUCACUCCAUUCUUGAACCGCACGGGGGCACCUUCGGAUUCACCAAUGAGCUCAGUUGGAGACGAAGACGAGAUUAUUGGAGAUACCGAUACCCCUCCUGGACUACUCGGCAAGCAGAGCACUUUUGGCGAACCAAAGCGUAUCGGUUCUGCCCUCCGGCGCCAACUAUCUCCGACAGAAGACCGCAUGCCAAUCACAAAAUCCACCAAACCAGGGGCACGUGAUGGCGCAAUACCUGUGUUAGCACCGGAAAACGAGGUCAAGAAACCAACCCAUCGCUUAGAUCGCAGAGUGCCACCCACCGAGACCGAUGAAUUACAUGAGCAGUUUGAGCAUGAACAGGCCAAGCCGAAAAAACGCAAACUUGGUGGUCAGCGUGAUCGAAGUUUGUUCGAGGAGGAGGAUGAAGAAGAGCCUCACCCCAAGAAAUUCGGGCGAAAACUUGCAAUUGAUGAGAAAUAUCGAAUCUUCAAGGGUGGGCAGACAGUUGUUGACUUGGGUUAUGCUCCGGGAUCGUGGUCUCAGAAGGUUGCUGCAAGCCGUACCCAACCGCAUGGUCGAGUCCUCGGUGUCGAUAUCAUCCCAGCCCAGCCACCGAAAGGAGUGUCUACAAUCCAGGGCAAUUUCCUCGCACCCGAAAUCCAAACAUACAUCCGAGACUUUCUCCGCAGUCCAGACAGGGGCAGACCGCGACAAGCCGGCUUUCUGGACGAUUCCAGUGUCAGUCUAUUGGAGCCGAAUCCGGAUACUGAACGCACUACCGAGGCCGAGAAGAUGGAUAUAAGGGGUGAUAAAAUACUUGAAAGAACGGUAGAUGUGGUUCUUAGCGAUAUGUCUGCUCCCUGGCAACAGACCUCCGGUUUCUGGAAACGAAGUCUAAGUGCUCCUUAUAACAGGAUGAUGAACACCAGCGGUGUCAGUUUCAGAGAUCAUGCUGGAAGCAUGGAUCUCUGCCACGCGGCUUUGCGCUUCAGUUCGGAUGUUUUGAAGGCAGGCGGUCAUUUCGUCUGCAAAUUCUACCAAGGCGCCGAAGACAAAGAACUGGAGCUGCAGCUGAAGGAAUUAUUCAAAAAGGUUCAUCGUCUGAAACCUGAAUCAUCUCGCAGUGAAUCCAAGGAGGCCUUUUUCGUUGGCCUGGAGCGAAAAUCGUGA